ACCGGGUUCGUAAAAGUCUAGUCGUUUCGAAUGAUAAACCGUUUGGAGAAGACCGGAGAUGGCGGUGAGACAAAAAAAAAGCUAUGGCGACGUUGCCGAAGCUGAUUCGAGCCAUGAGAAAUGGAUCUCCCAAGCAUCACAACCUCGUCUUGCCAUCUCUACGAAGAGCUUUCUCUCUCUACGAUCAGAUCAAUCUCAUCGACAACGUUCCCGAGGAUCAACUUCGGUUUCAGGAAUUUGAUGAGACGAGUUUCACGGUGAAUGGGGUUAAGUACGAUGGGAGCUUGCUCUGUGUUGGGAACUUGCUGAUGUCAUGGAGCCCUCGUAGCUUCUCCGAGAUCACAACAGAUAGCUUGUCAAUCUUCCAGACUGUUCGACCAAUUCCAGAGCUUUUAAUUGUCGGCUGUGGAAGAUACAAUCACCCAGUGAAUCCCCAAGUCCGUCAGUUCGUGAAGUCAAUUGGAAUGAAGCUAGAAACUUUGGACUCUAGAAAUGCUGCAUCGACUUACAACAUACUGAAUGAGGAAGGCAGGAUCGUGGCGGCUGCGUUGCUUCCUUAUGGAGUUACAUCCUAACUCACAGCACGGUCUGUUAAAUGAAAUGUUUCACACUCGAAACUUUUGUCAAAGAAUCAGUCUUUCAAUAGUGAAACUUAUCUUGUCUUAUAGCUUAAAUAAAAUUGAGCUUCAUCUGGAAAAACGUUUUGCAGUUUCCUGCCUUAUUACAUUGGUGACGUGGAAAGUAAAGAACGUUGUUCAACUUAUGUUCUAAAUAGCACGAGACUGUUGUUUUUCUCACCAUUUUCAACAACUGCUACUGUCACAUUUGAGGGUUUCAUAGUUUUGUUGAAGUUAAUUUAGAGAAGAUUUUGCAGUAA
Messenger RNA from Brassica oleracea var. oleracea, 877 nucleotides. RefSeq lists its product as uncharacterized. Gene Ontology annotation, cellular component: mitochondrial inner membrane. Gene Ontology annotation, biological process: mitochondrial respiratory chain complex I assembly. The record is from RefSeq and is a predicted model, not a curated record. NCBI's taxonomy places the organism in Eukaryota, Viridiplantae, Streptophyta, Magnoliopsida, Brassicales, Brassicaceae. The transcript is spliced from 5 exons. Bases 84 to 575 code for a protein of 163 amino acids.